AUGACUUCGGCUAUGCUCAGAAGCGUCAGAUUUAACACUACCGAGAGCGUGAAGAUUAGUCACGAUCAGGAGCAGGAACUUCUUGUCAACCAGAGAAAGAACCGUCCCGUUUCUCCUCACUUGCAGAUUUACCAGCCCCAGCUCACAUGGUACUUGUCCGGUUUGCACAGAAUUACUGGUGUGGCCAUGUCUGGUGCUUUCUACGCCUUGACUGUGACCUACGCUGCCUCUGCUCUCUUGGGCUUCCCAUUUGAGGCCUCCACCCUUGUCUCUGCAUUCGCCGGCUUGCCAUUUGCCGUCAAGCUCGGCGCUAAGGCCGCCAUGGCUUUCCCUUUCACCUUCCACUCCUUCAACGGUCUUAGACACUUGGUGUGGGAUUUCGGUAAGGAGUUGACCCUCAAGGGUGUUUACAGAACUGGUUACGUUGUGAUGGCCCUUACCGCUGUGUUUGGCACUUACUUGACCUUCUUCUGA
Molecule: messenger RNA, 474 nt
Organism: Candidozyma duobushaemuli
Lineage: Eukaryota; Fungi; Ascomycota; Pichiomycetes; Serinales; Metschnikowiaceae
Product: succinate dehydrogenase cytochrome b subunit SDH3
Exons: 1
Coding region: 1-474 (157 amino acids)
Biological process (GO): tricarboxylic acid cycle; mitochondrial electron transport, succinate to ubiquinone
Cellular component (GO): membrane
Molecular function (GO): electron transfer activity; succinate dehydrogenase activity
Source: RefSeq, a predicted model, not a curated record